UGUUGUUCUCCGCCUCUGUUCCUCCUCGCCGUCGUCAAGCAUUGCGCCUCCCAACUCAAGUCCCUUCUUCUUCUCGUAUUCCAUCGCUCCCCGGCCGGCGGCUGCAGAUCAAAAUGGAGCGCGGCAACAAGAAUGCGAGGGUCAAGAAGGCGAGGGUGGAUGAGCCUCUGCUACUGCCAGUGCCAGCCAAUGUCAAGCAAGAAGUGGCAGUAGUAGUACAGGAGCCAAACGGAGGAGGUGGUGGUGGUGGUGCAGUUGUGGCGACGGAAGUAGCCCCCGCCGGAAAGGAGAUCGACAUCAAGAUCGACUCGACCGCGCUCCACUGCCCCGUCUGCUCCGAUCGCCUGAGGCCACCCGUCUUCCAGGUUUCUCUUCGGAUGCGGUUUUUCUCAUUCGCGUUCCAUUCGCAGCGGGAAUCCAUGCCGUUCUUCCCUGCACUUGGAUCAGCGCUGCAUGCAGGCCCAGGACAUCGUGGGUCCACUCAGACAACGGCGGCUGGAGAGAUAAUCACCGGGAUUAGUACUUCUGCUGGAGAGAUAAAACGUUCACAUGCAAAGAAUCUAGCAACAGUGCACCUACUACCUGACAUGAAUACCCUGGCUCCUAGCGGGGCCUUUGCCAGUUUUCUCACGUGCAUGUGCGAUCAUGGGCAAGGCAUGAGUGGUGGAGAUACGCGCUGCGUAUCAAACGCGAAGUGCGCGGCCGGCUGCCACACGGCUUGCAGCAGAUGCCAGAGCAAGCUCCCCGGCAAGCGGUGCCACUCGUGCGACCAGGGCGGCGCCUACGUCCGGUGCCCCGUGAUGGACGGCAUCGUCUGCUCCGCCAGGGUCCGGUGCGCCUACCACCAGCACGGCUGCCCGAGCUACGUGCCCUACUACGAGCCCCGCGACCACGAGAGCGUGUGCCCGCACGCGCCCUGCUCCUGCACGGAGCCCGGCUGCGCCUUCGUCGGCUCGCCGCGGCGCUUCCUCGCCCACCUCAUCGACGCGCACUCCUGGCCCGUGCACACCAUCCGCUACGGCACGCACCUCGGGCUCGGCGUGCGGGCGUCGGAGCCGCGGGUCCUGCUCGUCGCGGCGGAGGAGGACGAGGCCGUAUUCCUCCUGGCCAUCGGCGCGCUCGGGCCGGCCAGGGCCGUCUCGGUGGUGUGCGUGAGGGCCAACGGCGAGGCUGGUCAGCAGUACGGGCUCAAACUCUGGGCGCACGCCAGCAACGAGCGCGCCAUCACGCUGGACUGUGAAGUCACCAGCAGCGCUGCGCCGGGCGAGGUCGCCGUGGAGACGGUGGAGUUCUUGACGGUGCCGCCGGCCAAGAUGACUGGACCUCAGGCGGACAAGGAGAUGGUCAUCACUGUUUGCAUUGACAAGAGCUUCUGAUCGAUCCAUUGAUGUUGACCAGACAUGCAUGCGCUGGCUGAAUUGACCUGGUCUUUCUGCAAGCGAAACGUGACCUUGUUGUCCAUCUGAUAAUCUAUCUACUUAUGCUAAUGCAGUGUUUAGUUUAGUUGGUAGGAAUUAGGGGUGUGGUUUCACUUGGAGCAUGUGAAACUUUGAUGAUUGUGAGAACCAUGUAGUAAUCAGAUUCUUGUGUCAUGUUAGCCUUUAUCUUAAUUACUUCAUGUCACUUGAUUG
This is a messenger RNA of Triticum aestivum (bread wheat), 1631 nucleotides long. RefSeq lists its product as uncharacterized. The record is from RefSeq and is a predicted model, not a curated record. The transcript has 4 exons. The coding region runs from base 114 to 1376 and encodes 420 amino acids. Gene Ontology annotation, molecular function: zinc ion binding. Lineage: Eukaryota; Viridiplantae; Streptophyta; Magnoliopsida; Poales; Poaceae.